This is a messenger RNA of Labeo rohita (rohu), 2180 nucleotides long. RefSeq names its product cyclin-dependent kinase inhibitor 1Bb (gene cdkn1bb). Gene Ontology annotation, cellular component: cytoplasm; nucleus. Lineage: Eukaryota; Metazoa; Chordata; Actinopteri; Cypriniformes; Cyprinidae. Gene Ontology annotation, molecular function: protein-folding chaperone binding; cyclin-dependent protein serine/threonine kinase inhibitor activity. Gene Ontology annotation, biological process: negative regulation of cell population proliferation; G1/S transition of mitotic cell cycle; regulation of cell cycle. The transcript has 3 exons. The coding region runs from base 361 to 900 and encodes 179 amino acids. The record is from RefSeq and is a predicted model, not a curated record.
AGUGGGGGAUGUGCGCUGCGAGAAGGCGGAUCUCCGAUGCACCAAUCCACGGCGCUCGCCUGGUCGUUUAAAGAGCUCUUUGUGUCAAUCACGCGUUUUUUUCAUCGCCAUAUUGGGCGCCGAAAAGCCUCGCCUUGUUAUUUCUCUUCCCCUUUUUUACUACGACGCGCAGUUGACAGGAGUGGCCAUCGCGAACGCUGCUUUUGUUUUGAUGAUCGUCGCCCGUCCGUGUUUUUCGCUCAUGCGGCGCACCCGGGGCGAGCCUACCUUUACGCCCGUCGCUUUGGAUCGCGUUAACGCAGGAAGGAACGCUCUGUAACAGCUGUUGGGUUUGUGUUUUCAACUCGAACGCAUUAAAAAAUGUCCAACGUGCGCUUGUCUAAUGGCAGCCCGACGCUGGAGCGGAUGGAAGCGCGACUGUCCGAUCAGCCCAAGCCGUCGGCGUGUCGGAACCUGUUCGGUCCGGUGGAUCAUGAAGAGUUAAAGAAGGAUUUCCAGCGGCAGCUGAAGGCGAUGGAGGACGCGUCCGCAGACGCGUGGAACUUCGACUUCUCCACGCACACGCCGCGCACCGACGGCAGAUACCAGUGGGAAGCGCUGGAUAUUCGCUCCGUGCCCGGUUUCUACAGCAGAUCGGAGCGGGGCAAGGGCUCCAAUCUUCACAUUUGCUCCUCUGGGAAUAAUAACGACAAUAAUGUGGAUGUUAAUGGCAAUCACGACUGUCGGGUAACGGAGCAGAGCGCGGAGACGCCCGAGAAAGACCGAGAGCAGAGGAAGAGAUCCUCCUUUCUCGACUCGUCGUGUCAAAGCAAACGCUCGCACAUCUGUGUAGAAGAAGUGACCCGGACGCCCAGAAAACCCAAAAAGCCCAGAAAACACCCCAACCCGACAGCCACAUAAACCUAGUGAGGGCUGAAGUUUGAUGUCGUGGGUUUGGUGACCUCAGUGCUUGCUGAACGAAAGAUUUUUUGGGGGAAAAACGGACGAGCGAAUGGAUGAACGAGUGGAAAAUAAAACAUAUCAACUCUAAGAGUGUGUUCAAGCACUGAAACAAACACUAAGGUUCUGGCACUCAAGAAAAAAAAAAAAAGCAACUGCCUCGUAAAGCAGUGUAUGUAGCAGUGUGCAAUUAGGUUGAAUUUCCUUUUUUGCUCAUUUUUGUUUUUCUUACUACCUGUGUAUAUAAAUAUAUAUUUGUUUCUUUUCAUAUGUAGCACAUAAUUAGUAUUAUGUUGGAAAAUUCUAUUUUUUUUUUUUUUUUUUUUUUUUUUUGUGGAGGUGUGAGUUUGGUUUGACUUGAAGAGCCACCGUUGCCGUGUGUAGAUUAUUUCCGAAAUGCUGUUCAUGUUUAUUUCACGUUUUGAAGGCCUGUUUUUAUAUUGGCUGUGUAAACUUUUUUUCUUUUUCUUUUUUUGGUCAGAUGAGGUACACAAAAUACCAUUUUUAUGAAUGAACAUCUCAGCCUCUUUUAUUUUUUUUAAAUCGUUUUUUUUUUGAAGGUGAUGUAAAAGUUCAAACUCUGAGGUCAAACCUUGUAGCAUCGACCAGUAUUACCAGUAUCAGGCACUUCCGUGGAGGAGAAAUGUCUCUCACCCUCUUAAAUUAUUUCUUUGUAAGAUGUUUCUUGAUCAUCUGUAAUUUGCGUGAAAUUUUCUACUGAUAAUAUUUCUUUUGUUUCACUUUUGACUCGAUCACCCUUGAUUUUGCCUUAUUUUUACCAACCGCAUGCAUCCGAAACACUCGACAAAUAGAUUCUGUGGUGAAACCUGAUGCAUGACUGUAUUUAUAAAGUAAAUAUUAAUAUUUGAACGAUUUACACUGCCUGUGUAUUUGUGUAAACUUUGAAAUGUACCUGUGUACAUAACUUUGUAAAAACACUGAGAAAAUUAAAACUAACUUAUUUAUGUCAAGCUUUUUUUUUUUUUUUUUUUUUUUUUUUUUUUCUUGCUUUCUUUUUUUUGGAAAUUAAAAAUGGGUUUUUUUGGUCAAGGUUUGAGUCGUUAUUUUUGUAAAUGCUUAUUUUUUUUGGUAGGUUUUUUUUUUUCCUGAUUUUUAAAAAUAUUAUUUUAACAAUUUGUAAGCGGUUGCAAACUGAGCCUGAUUAAAAUAUUUGAUAAGUUCUUUUUUUGUCAUGUGUGGUUAUACAAUGUGCUGCAAUCAAUUAAAAGAGAAUUAAAUUA